GUGACGUCAGGGCGAGGGGCGAGGUGGUGACCCCGAGCGGCCGCUGCAGACGGCGGGCGUCGCCCCAGCAACGGGCCGGCCUCACCAUGUCGUUCGUCGCCGGGCAGCCGGUCACCGCCAUCGUGCAACGUAUUGAAAUCCGUAAAUUGCGCCACGGUGAUAACCUAAUCCUGGGAUUCAGUAUUGGAGGUGGAAUUGACCAGGAUCCUGCACAAAACCCCUACUCAGAGGAUAAAACAGACAAGGGUAUAUAUGUGACUAGAGUCUCCGAAGGUGGACCGGCUGAAGUUGCAGGACUACAGAUUGGAGACAAGAUAAUGCAGGUGAAUGGUUGGGAUAUGACGAUGGUAACACACGACCAGGCCAGGAAACGUCUCACAAAGAAGAAUGAAGACAUAGUUCGGCUUCUGGUAACCCGUAAAUCUCUACAGCAGGCCUUGCAUCACUCGCUGCAGUAGUAGAGUUCUCACUGCAGUCGGUGGCCUACUUGAACUUAACAAUUUAUCGAGAAGUUAUCCUGUACCUGAAAGCUGUUUAAUUUUGCUUCUUACCGUGCUCUGUCAGUACUCAAUGCUGGUGGACCAUUGUUUGAGUUACUGUAACAACUAAAAUAACUACAAACAGAUCUCACUGAGAAUUGCAUGAAACCUCCCUCUAUUGUACUUAACUGACAAACUGCACUAAACUGAUUCAGUAACGUUACCAUUGGGACCAAAGUGAAAGGAUUCAGAAUCUCAAGCUUGUUAACAGCAUUAAAAGACGAACACUAGAUUUACUCCUCUCUGACAUUCUCUGAUCACUAUUUGAGAACAGAUUUUAACCAGCUUUAAAACCACCAUCCAAACACGAGUUUGCUGACCAAAACCAUUCUAGGAGCAUUGGGAGGGCCGAACUGCCCUGGUGCUGUCAGGAAAUGUGGCACUGAAAUAGGAAGCCUUUUUAAAUGGUAGAACUGAUCAGAAAUGGUUGAUUUUAUUGACACUGAACCGCCCAAAGGACAGUUGAGUUUAAGGUACCAGUUCUGUCCAGUUUGUGCGAUGCCACUACAUGGCUUUAUUUGGUGUGUACCAGUGAGUAACAGUGAAUGAUGCCAAGUGCUGAGAGUUCUGUGGCUGGUUGGGGCUAUGGAUCAUGGCAAAGACGAUGCUUUGGUAAUGUGCUUUAUUUGAAACAAUAAUUUGAUCCAAAACAAUCUACAUCCAUAAAUUCUGAACCUCUGCAGGUUCCUUCAAGUUCUUGAGAUCUGUCAGAGCACUGUUCACAAUGAACUUUUUAUAGAUUUUUACUGAAUAUUCAUUUCUGGUAUUUUAAACUCAACCCUGUGCCUUCACACAAUCGACAGCUUCUGAUUGACACAACGUGUAUCCUCAGUACCCAGGCCACAUCAGUAUUCAGUGCACUUUUGUAUGCAGACACAACCUGCCAACGAUUCAGGGCCUCCUUUAGUGCCUUCACAUUCAUUCCUUGAGUAUCACUCACAAUAAACCAAAGUGUCUGCAGUGACCGAACAUUUCACUGCAGUGACUGCUGCAUGUUGCCUUCCCUUUUCUGAGGUUGUUGGGAAAGCCUUUCGUUCAAUCAAUUUGUAUACGUAUAAACAAAAAUUGUAGAACUUUACAUUUGAAACUGGGUAAAGAACUGCCAGACUUAGUUGCACGAUCCUGGUUGCAGGUGUCGGUUCAUCGUUGGUAAAUUGUUUAUUAUUGGCACGUGUACUGAGGUACAGUGAAAAUACCUUGGGUCCAGCUGUAGCACUGGAUGGUUGAAUGGUGUUUGCAUGUUGGUCUUUAAGAAGCUUGGAGCUCCUGGAUUAUAACAUCCAGCUGUACCAAUGAAUUGUGCACACCACCGCACCCUCCCCUCGGAGGGCUAAUACACGUUUGGUACAAUACGGCCUGACUGGAUUGUACACGGACCCUGCAGGCUGAGGUGGGCUCCUUCCGCCAUCAACCUGCAUGUCAGGAGCAUUGGGACCUCUUGCAUUCUGUAACAGGCAAGUGCUGCCUUUGCAUAAUUUGACUUAAAUCCUGUGCAUCACUCAAGUGUUGUAUUUCUAUGUAAACAACUUUAAUCACUGGGUCUGUCUGCUGGUGGAUGAUUUGAAAGAAAUGGAAUUGCUCAUUGCACAAUUACUGUCAUUAAAUUGCUUUCAAUAAAAACA
Messenger RNA from Pristis pectinata (smalltooth sawfish), 2161 nucleotides. It is a transcript of the gene tax1bp3, whose product is annotated as Tax1 (human T-cell leukemia virus type I) binding protein 3. The transcript has 4 exons. NCBI's taxonomy places the organism in Eukaryota, Metazoa, Chordata, Chondrichthyes, Rhinopristiformes, Pristidae. The coding region runs from base 87 to 458 and encodes 123 amino acids. Gene Ontology annotation, biological process: neurotransmitter receptor transport, endosome to postsynaptic membrane; neurotransmitter receptor transport postsynaptic membrane to endosome. The record is from RefSeq and is a predicted model, not a curated record. Gene Ontology annotation, cellular component: adherens junction; postsynaptic membrane; postsynaptic density. Gene Ontology annotation, molecular function: protein binding.